AUGAAAGUGCACGGUGUUAACGUCUUCCUCAUUCCUUCUGAAGAUGCACAUCAAAGUGAAUACAUUGCCGAUUGCGACAAACGUCGCGCCUGGAUCUCAGGCUUUACCGGUUCUGCUGGUUUCGCUAUUGUAACAGAAACUGCAGCUGCUCUUUUCACGGAUGGUCGUUAUUUCUUGCAGGCGUCUCAGCAACUCGAUGACAAAUACUGGACUUUAAUGAAGCAAGGAUUACCGGGUGUUCCUACUUGGCAAGAAUACUUGGUGCAGAAUUUGGAAGCAGGUAGUAAGAUUGGUUUUGAUCCUACAUUAAUAAGUGCUGUGGAUGCACAUCAGUUGGAAAAGCAAUUGGCACCUUUAGGCUCCACGUUGGUCCCCUUGGAAAAGAAUUUGGUGGAUUUAGCGUGGGGUGAGGAUAGACCUACACCACCCAAGGACAAAGUUUUUGUACAACCCACUAAAUACACAGGAAAAUCUGUGCAGGAUAAAUUAAAGGAAGUUCACGAUUAUAUCGAGAAGGAGAACGCUUAUGGUCUUAUUAUAUCUGCACUGGAUGAAAUUGCUUGGUUGUUUAACCUUAGAGGUUCAGAUAUUGACUGUAAUCCAGUUUUCUUUUCCUAUGCUGUCAUUACUGAGGCUGAGGCUUAUCUUUAUAUCGACCUUGACAAGAUCACAGAUGAUAGCGUCCAGUCUCAUUUGAAAGAAUCCAACGUGAUUGCCAAACCAUACGACACGUUCUUUGAAUGUUUGAGAGGAUUCAGAUUUGAAGAAGGCAAAAAACUGCUCGUCAACAACAAAACCAGUUUGGCUGUUGAAAUAGCAGUAGGAGGUGAAGCCAACGUCAAAGAGGAACCACGCAGCUUCGUCAAUGAUUGCAAAGCCAUCAAGACAGCUGAGGAAUUGCAAGGGAUGCGUGAUUGUCAUUUACGCGAUGGUGCUGCUCUUGUACAAUACAUUGCUUGGCUCGAGAACAAAUUGCUUGUUGAAAAAGCUCAGUUGGAUGAAGUAGACGGUGCUGACCGCUUAGAACAGUUCCGUGCCGCUCAAGAGCACUAUGUUGGCCUUUCUUUCCCUACCAUCUCUUCUACGGGUCCUAACGGUGCUAUCAUUCAUUACCAGCCUGAAAAAGGAAGCUGCAAGACGAUUGAUCCAGCUCAUAUUUACUUGGUGGAUUCGGGUGCACAAUACCUCGAUGGCACCACCGAUGUCACACGUACAUAUCAUUUCACAACACCUACUGCUUAUGAAAAGCGAUGCUUUACUCGUGUUUUGCAAGGUCAUAUUGCCAUUGAUCAAGCUGUCUUUCCAAAAGGCACGACGGGUUAUUUAUUAGACCCUCUGGCCCGCCAAUUCCUUUGGCAAGACGGUCUUAACUUUUUGCACGGUACAGGACAUGGUGUAGGGGCAUUUUUGAAUGUCCAUGAAGGCCCUCACGGUAUUGGUAUCCGUCCCCAUUACAACGACACGCCUCUUGCUGUGGGUAUGACUGUCACCGAUGAACCUGGUUAUUAUGAAGAUGGUAAAUUUGGUAUUCGUAUCGAAAAUGUGAUCUUGGUCAAAGAUGCAGAAACACCCAAUAAUUUUGGUGGACGUGGCUAUCUUGGUUUUGAACAUGUUACUAUGGCACCCAUUGGUUUGAAUCUCAUUGACAAAGAUUUGUUAUCGCCCUCUGAAAAGAAAUGGGUGAACGAUUAUCAUAAAGAAUGUUUGGAGAAGUUAAGUCCAUUGCUUAGCCAUGAUGAAUUAGCAAUGAAUUGGCUCAAGAAAGAAACCACACCCAUCUAA
Mycotypha africana is the source of this 1782-nucleotide messenger RNA. Its product is annotated as peptidase M24, structural domain-containing protein. The record is from RefSeq and is a predicted model, not a curated record. NCBI's taxonomy places the organism in Eukaryota, Fungi, Mucoromycota, Mucoromycetes, Mucorales, Mycotyphaceae. The coding region runs from base 1 to 1782 and encodes 593 amino acids. The transcript has 2 exons. Gene Ontology annotation, molecular function: metalloaminopeptidase activity.